This is a messenger RNA of Tuber aestivum (summer truffle), 1053 nucleotides long. The record is from the annotation of a GenBank genome assembly. NCBI's taxonomy places the organism in Eukaryota, Fungi, Ascomycota, Pezizomycetes, Pezizales, Tuberaceae.
AUGCAGGUCAACACCGAACUCAAAAAAAUGGUCGCCUUCAUAAAACAAGAAGCCCUCGAGAAGGCCCGUGAGAUCAGCAUAAAAGCCGAUGAGGAAUUCGCCAUCGAAAAGUCCAAACUAGUCCGAACAGAGACGCUAGCGAUAGACACCCAAUACGAGCGCAAAUUCAAGCAAGCUGAACUGUCGCAACAAAUUGCGCGCUCGAACGUCACGAACAAGACGCGGCUCAAGGUUCUCGCUGCGAGACAGCAGCUUCUGGACGACAUCUUUGAGAAGGUCCGUGGGAGGUUGGCGGACAUUAGCAAGGAUGAGGAGAAUUACGGGGAGAUAUUGAAGAAUUUGGUGUUGGAGUGUGUGUACGCACUUGAUGAGAGGAAUGUUAGUAUCCGUGUUAGGGAGAAGGAUCUAGAGGUUGCCAAGCGGGCGGUGGAGAAGGCCAAGGGGGAGUAUAAAGGGGGGCUGCAGGUGGAGAUUGAGGAGGGGAAUUGGUUGCCUGCUGAGGAGUUUGUCUACCCUCUUAUCCCCAUUACCACCUUCUUGUGCGAUCUGACAAUGGAUACGUGUGCCAUAUAGCCACGGCGGAAUCUACAUGAUCAGCGGUAGCGGGAAGAUCUCCAUCAACAACACUCUGGAAGAACGCCUCAAGCUUCUGGAAAUCGAAGCGCUACCGGCCGUCCGCGCCAGCGUCUUUGGACAAAACCCCAACCGCAAGUUCUACGAUUGAUUGAUUGAUUGGCCGGCCCCGCUCACCCCCCCCCCUGCCAUCCCAACCAUGGAUACGCAUGUUUUCGCUUUUAUACUCCAUUAUUGUUCGGGGAAAAAAAGAGCCUGUGAUCCUACUUUUUCUUUUUCCUCCUUCUUUCUAUAGCUCUUAUAUCAUACGUAUAGUGCCCAACCACUAGCCCCGUAUUCACUCCCCUUCCCAUCUUUCCUUCCGUGCCGUAGCGUAACGUAAUAGAGCUUCCAAGCAUGACCCUCGCCACCCAUUUUUCCAUGCUGGGAUUAUACCUUGCCUAGAGCCUCCGACCUCGCGUAUCUACCAUACCCACGAGC